This is a messenger RNA of Trichosporon asahii var. asahii CBS 2479, 681 nucleotides long. RefSeq lists its product as uncharacterized. The transcript is spliced from 2 exons. The coding region runs from base 1 to 681 and encodes 226 amino acids. The record is from RefSeq and is a predicted model, not a curated record. Lineage: Eukaryota; Fungi; Basidiomycota; Tremellomycetes; Trichosporonales; Trichosporonaceae.
AUGUUCCCCAUGUUCAACUCGCCGCCACCUGCGCCUGCGCACCCCUCCGCCGACUCGAGCGUGUACAAGUCGUGCUCGUGCUCGUGCACGUCAAAGAAGACUGUCGCCGACCAGCCGACAUCCUUCCCGCAGACCCGCGGACGGCUCGACGCAGACUACGCCGCGUACCUGACAGGCAAAGGAGGUGCGAUCGUGAACUGCCCCGAGCCUCCGCGCGCUAUCAUUGCCCAGCCUGUCGUGCGCUGCCCCGCUCCCGAGCGCUUGUCGCGACCUACAUCCCCCGUGCGAACAGAACGGCGGGACGAGCAGCCGAAACCCGCGCCGUGCUCGUACCCCCCUCAAGCGCCCGCCAAGUGGUACGACGACACGGUCACGCCGACGGCGAGCCGGCCCCCCUCCCCAAGGAAGAGGCAGUGCGAGGACUCGCCCGCGCUCCUGGCCAAGCGCAUGUGCAUGAAGAAGAAGGCUGCUUCUGCAGCUUCUGCGAACAGCUCGCGCGCCGCUUCGCGCGUCACGAGCCCCGUCGCUGAGGCAAAGGACGAGAAGCCCGCUGUCGUCAAGAGCGAGACGCCAGCGGCGGCCACAGCGGCGACGGCAGUGCAGAACGGCGGACCCGGAGAGAAGGCUGCGGAGCCCGCGGAGACCCAGACGGCGGACACCAAGGUCAACACUGCCACCUGA